ACAGCGCAAACAACCCCGGGGUCACCAACCUUGAGUGGGGGGAGAUCAAGAGGGAAGCUUACUCCGCCUAGACGUCUGUCGUCUGGUUUUCAUGUGUGCUUCUAGCGACAACGACUGGACACAAUUUAAGGUGAAGCGUCUGUAGUUGAGAGUUGAACAUGGCCCUGUGGGCACAGUGUCAGCGGCUGCCUCCUGAAGCUCUGCAGCACCUGCAGUCCAUGUACGACCAGAAGUCCUUCCCCAUCACCGCUCGACACCACCUCUCCGCAUGGAUUGAGACCCAGCGAUGGGAUGAUGUGAAGCCGGCUCAGGCCACCAAGCUGUACAGGACAGUCCAACAACUGCUGCAGAACAAGCACAACCAGAUGACCGGUCCUGACAGGGUGGUGCUACAGGACGGCAUCCAGAGAAGCAUGACCAAGAUCACGGAGGCAUUCGGUGCCAACAACCAGGUUAUGGCCAUGGCUGUCAAGCAGUGCUUGGACGAAGAGAGAAGGAUCGUGGGACACUGUCUCAACCAGACUGCCACUAAACAGAUUAAGAAAGAGAAGCCGGAUGAUAUUGAGGACGGGCAGUCCGAGUCUGCCUCCCAGCACCAGCUAGUGCAGCACCUGGACGCUCUGGUCAUGUACACAAAGAGUAACCAGGACAAACUGUCCAAACUACAGCAGAUACUGGAGGUGUGGUUAGAUCUGCACCAAAAGAAGGCAGCACUGGAAGAAAAACUGAGCCGUCCCCUGACCGCUGGCCUUCAGCAGGACCUGACUAAGCAGCUGCAGGACUGCAUCAAACUGCUGGACAACCGAACCGUCAAGCUGCACUGUGAGCGCCACGAACUCGUGUCUCAGAUGAAGAAGGUUGUGCAGAUGAUCCACAUGGUUCAGAACUCCAUCCUGAACACGGAGCUGAACCAGUGGAAGAGAUGGCAGCAGCUGGCCUGUAUUGGUGCUCCUCACCCGGGAGUCAACAUAGAAACACUGCAGCAGUGGUUUGAGCGUCUGUUGGACAUCAUCCUGCACAGCCUGCAGCAGGUGGACAAGUUGGACAAGCUUCAGCAGGACAUGUUACAGGACGGGGAGCAGAAGGGAGACCUCCACACCUUCCACGACCAGCUCAACACACUGCUCAACACACUCGUCUCACAGUCUUUUGUAGUGGAGGAGCAGCCUCGCCACAACAAGCAGGCACGGCCACAGGUUCUCAAGACUGAUGGCACCAAGUUUACUGCUCAACUCAGAUUCCUCCUUGGGAAACGACUGUGUGCAAACCUGACCAAACUGCCACAAGUCAACGCCAGCAUUUACAGAGGGCCCAAUGCUGGGGAUGAAGUUGUCAAAGCCAAUGGGGAGAAGUACAGAUACCUUCUGCACAACUCUAAAGGCACUUUGGAGCUGGAUUCAAACGCAUCCGUCUGUUCAGUCAAGUUUAAGAACAUGAACAUGAAGCAGACCAAGAUAGCAGGACCUGCUAAGAGAAAUGCAGAGCCCUCAAGAGUGACUGAUGAGAAAGCCAUGAUUUCUUUCCAGACAGAACUCAGUAUCUUAGGAACACUGACUGAACUCAAGACGAUGUCACUUCCAGUGGUUCUCAUUUCUCACAGUAACCAGGAGUCUAAUGCCUGGGCCACCAUCCUCUGGGACAAUGCUUUCUCAAAACCUGACCGAGAGCUGUUUGAGGUUCCAGAGAAGGCUCCGUGGAUGGAAGUGGGCCACGCCCUGAGCUGGCAGUACGAGAUGCAGACAGGCCGCGGCCUCACCGAGGAGAACAUGAAGUUCCUGGCUGAGAAACUCUUCGGUUUUGGUCUGGACUAUUCCAACAUGACUCUGACCUGGACCGCAUUUAACAGGGACACCUUACCCGACCGCAAGUUCACCUUCUGGCAGUGGUUCCACGGCACUCUGGAUCUCACCACCAAGAAGCUGGGAGAUAUGUGGAAGGAUGGCUGCAUCAUGGGUUUCAUCAGCAAGUUGCGCGCGCAGGAGCUGUUGUUGGGGAAGUGCCACGGGACGUUCCUGCUCAGGUUCAGCGACUCCUCCGCUAAAGGAGCCAUCAGUGCCGUCUGGGUGGAGGAACACACGUCAGGUGACAAACCAGUUCAGUUCCUGGAGCCGUACACGGUGGAUGACCUUGCCAAACUGCCGCUGGCCGAGCGGAUCCGGGACUACUACAAGGACCAGGAGCAGCCCCUGCAGUACCUGUACCCUGACACACCCAGGGACUCCGUGUUCGAGAAGUAUUACACCACAUCUGACGAUGCGGCAGACAACGCACCAGAUGUGAAGUACGUGAAAGCCAGACUGGUCGCAGUCACCAGACCAACAAGACAAUCUGCUGGCCCGAUGAGUCCAGGGGAACCCUUCACCCCGAUGGCUCCGUCCCCCGCCCCCUCCUCACACAUGUCCGACUACGCCGGGUCUGUCGCCAGCCCCGUCAGCUGUGAGUUCAUGGAUCAACAAGACAGUAACGGAGUCGGUCCCAGCGAGCACCCGGAUUUGCCGUCCCCGGGUCCCAUCAGCACGAUAGACUUCGAUGUCCUGAGCUCAGCCAUGGACGAGCAGCAGGUCAUCAUCCCCCCCAUACAGUUGCCCCAGCAACAACAACAACAGCCGCCGCCGCAGCCGCCCCGGCUGCAACAACAACAACCCCCACAGCCGUACCGGUACCCGUUCCAGCCACAGCCCGUCUUCAACCCCAUGCAGAACUAUGAGAAUGGGAGGAGGACCAGUGCCACGGCAGCAGAACUGUUUGAGUCCCUGGACAGAGUGACAGACGAUGAUGUGGAUGACCUGUGCCAGUGGCUCCUCAGCUUCGACAACGCCAUGGACUUCAAGGCGGAGCCAGACACAGAGGACCCGAGAGGUACCAAGAGACCCAAGGCAGACGGAACGUUUUGAGCCUCAGAGGAACGAAAUGUUGCCAAUAUGAAACAAGACUGCAAAUUGCAAUUGCCAACACAAGAAAUUGGACUUGCCCAAAUUUUCGACUGUACAACUCCAGUCUUAGAGAUGAAGAGAUGAACAAUCCACCACUUCUGUGACGUCACGCAGAUAACACAU
Messenger RNA from Branchiostoma belcheri (Belcher's lancelet), 3056 nucleotides. RefSeq names its product signal transducer and activator of transcription 5B-like. The record is from RefSeq and is a predicted model, not a curated record. Bases 159 to 2894 code for a protein of 911 amino acids. Gene Ontology annotation, molecular function: RNA polymerase II cis-regulatory region sequence-specific DNA binding; DNA-binding transcription factor activity, RNA polymerase II-specific. Gene Ontology annotation, biological process: regulation of transcription by RNA polymerase II; response to peptide hormone; cytokine-mediated signaling pathway. Lineage: Eukaryota; Metazoa; Chordata; Leptocardii; Amphioxiformes; Branchiostomatidae. The transcript has 25 exons.